Melampsora larici-populina 98AG31 is the source of this 3756-nucleotide messenger RNA. RefSeq lists its product as uncharacterized. Gene Ontology annotation, biological process: regulation of GTPase activity; signal transduction. Gene Ontology annotation, molecular function: phosphatidylinositol binding. The transcript has 10 exons. NCBI's taxonomy places the organism in Eukaryota, Fungi, Basidiomycota, Pucciniomycetes, Pucciniales, Melampsoraceae. The record is from RefSeq and is a predicted model, not a curated record. Gene Ontology annotation, cellular component: cytoplasm. The coding region runs from base 1 to 3756 and encodes 1251 amino acids.
AUGAACCUGACACCCGAGCAACUCCAGAUCGUCAAAAGUCUAAUCAUUCUCGACGUGAAGCUGAUCUCAAUGGAAACCGAUCCUCUCAAGACUUCUUCUUCGAAUCUAUCAGAUCCAAACUUGCCUAUUAACUCUCUAUCAAACUCAACUUCAACACCAGAAGAUUCCACACCCAAUCAGUCUAAUCAAACCAGACCUGCCCCAAACCGUUUCACAUCUUUUCCAAGUCAAACAGUUCCCGAUUCUGGAUCACCUGUUAUCGUUCAAGAUCAUACCACCACGGUGCCAUCUAUAAUCAGACGUCGAGCUUCUUCUGUUGAUAUGGGUCGAAAGCUUUCCCCACAAGCUCAUUUCCCUCACCUUUCAAUUUCAACUGCCUCGGUUUCUACACCGACUACUUUGGUCACCCACGCUAAAGAACAGCCUGGGAAAGUUCACCGAUCUGAUACAUCUUCCUCGGUUGGCAGCCUGAACAAUCACCCGGGGCAGUGUCACUACAACCCAGAUUCGCCCGCCCUCAAUUCUCCCUCUACCAUCCAUAGUGUUAUUCCUCCCGAAGUGAGAGAAUACAUGCUUGGCAACCAAUUACCAAUCAGCCCGCUUACCCCAACUCAUUCGUCAUCUUGCGACCCGAUCGCUCCCACCGAGCCACCCACGUUUGCCGAAGCGACUCCUAUGCCAUCACAUAUCUCUUCAGCCUCAUUCCCAACCUCUACCUUGUUGUCUUCUCAGGCCCUACAAGAUUCUCACCAGUACGCAUCCUCAUCAUCAGAUCAACCCUUGGUCCACUCAAAAGCCAUUCAUCCCGAAUUUGAUUCAUCCAAUCAAGGCUUUGGUCCAUCGUCUGGCGUGGCACACUCCGCUGCACCACCAUAUUCGCAUCGGCCCACGAAAACCCCGACUAGUCCGCUUCUACCCCAACAAGCAUCAAUACCCAACCUUGGUGGAACGUCGGCCCCACCCACUGAAACUGUCUAUGCUGCUCAACCUAUGACCAAACGGAGAAUGCUGACACCAACCUUUUUGCCAUUCACGCAUAUCAAAGUAGCCAAUUCACAUAUAAGGGCAAAUGACAAAAGCAAGGAAGUCAUCUCAUUUUCAAUCGCCAUCAGUGUAGUCAUCCCACCUACAAGUGAUCCUGAAGGUAAAGGUGCGAAAGCAAGUUGGGUCGUAGAGAAACUUUAUUCGGAUGUCCUCUCCCUUGACCAUAUAGUCAAGUCGAAACAUUCUAAAGUCCAGAACCGUAGUUUGGCUCAACUCCCCGAUCGAGCUCUUUUCAAGGAUCACGCACCCAGUAAGGUCGAUGCCCGUAAGGCUGUGCUACAGAAGUAUCUUCAAAGCCUCUGUGCUGCUCAGCUAACUGAAAAGAGCGAUGUAUGCGAGUUCUUCAACUCAAAUAUCGUUGUUAGUGAGCGAAAUUCGACAUCGACCCGUCCAGGCUUCAUGCAAGGCUAUCUUACGAAGAAGGGUAGGAACUUUGGUGGAUGGCAGACUAGGUUUUAUGUCUUGGAAGGUCCUAUCUUGGAAUACUUUGACACGCGUGGUGGUAAUCGCUUAGGUCAUAUCGUCAUUACCGGAGCUCAAAUUGGUCGUCAGCAGCAAAGAUCACAAGAAACUACUGACGACUCAUAUCGUCAUGCGUUCCUGAUACGGAUGCAUAAACGAGAGAAGGAAGGCGAAAUUGAUCACAUCUUGUGUGCAGAAAGUGAUGAAGAACGUGAUGCAUGGGUAGAGGCCUUGACAUGCUAUGUAACCGGACGCUACAUCUCUGCCGAUCAACCCACUGCUCCUUCCACAUCCACGCAUAUGAACGACAUUCCCCGAGGAGAUAGUUCGGGUAAUGUACACCAGACCGAUACUGGCUCUUCUAAGAGACAAACAUCUUUGGAUACCACCGUUAGAGCUGAAUCAUCACAUCCACAUAAUUCACAUCAUCACUCGUCUUCUUCAACUGAUCAUCGUCCGGACGCCCGAGGCCGUCGAACAAAUUCUCAUUCAAAAGUCGAGUCUAUGGGUCAUAUGUCUUCGGCAUCUGAUGGGGUGAUUGGUCGUGGCCCAGCUCCUGCAGUUAUCGAAGAGCACGCCUUGACCGCUGAUGUAUCUAUUCCUAGCGUCGAACAGACAUCAAAGAAUGAUUCUUACGAUGGUCAUCGUUCUAUGAAUGCUAAUGUGGAUUCCAAAGAUAGACAUCGACCCCCUACUUUAGAUUCGCGUCAUUCCACUUAUCACCAUCCAUCGAAUCCUCCUGGACCUACAACGCCUCGACCAGUAUUGAAUCCCCGACUCAAUCAAUCUCACUCACAUUCUUCUCCACAGCAGGAGCAAGCCGCUUCUGAUGCCGAUUCAAUUGUCACUUCAGCUGAAAGACCCCCUACCCCUGAAUCUCAACAACGUCCUAAAAUCUCCGGACCUAUGAAUGGUGCUCCGAUCACCGGUGGUUAUCGCAUCAAACCACCCGAAGAGAAAAAGGCCAAGUUCCGGUCUGCAUUUUGGGGCUUCACUGGUAGGAAUGGUGUGACUGAUCGAAAAGAUUCACGAGAGCUGCAUAAUUCUGUCGGAUCCAAUCAGGGUACUCUAUUCGCACCAGCACCUCGCCCCGUGUUUGGUGUUUCCUUACAAGAAGCUGUUUCUGUGGCUCGUGUUCAUGAGGGAUUGGAUCUUCCUGCUGUAGUAUUCCGGUGUGUUGAAUUCUUAGAGGCGAAGGGAGCGAUUGAGGAAGAAGGCAUUUACAGGCUUAGUGGUAGCUCAGUUCACAUCAAGGCAUUCAAAGAGCGCUUCAAUACUGAAGGAGAUUACAAUUUACUCGAAUCUUCCAAGACUGAGUUCCAUGAUGUACAUGCUGUAGCAGGAUUAUUGAAACAAUUCUUGAGAGAGUUGGUUUCUCCAAUUCUCACUAGAGACCUUCAUCCUGAAUUCCUUAAAGUUAUUGAUCUAACCCAAAGAAGUGACAAAGUAAACGAACUUGGUCGUCUGUGCGCUGAGUUACCCUUACCGAACUACACCUUGCUUCGAUUUCUAUCUGCGCACUUGAUCCAUAUCGUUCAAAAUGAAAAGGUCAACAAGAUGAGUAUGCGUAAUGUAGGAAUCGUCUUUAGUCCUACUUUGGGCAUGCCUGCACCACUGUUUGCUUUACUCUUAAAGGAAUUUGACUUAGUCUUUAAUAUCGAGGGCGAUAACCGAGCACCUAUACGCCUUCCAGGAACUACUGAGCAGCCCUCACUUCCAUUGGCUACUGAUACGUCCAUUAAAAACAAGCGUAUGAGUCGCAAUUCCAUGCUCUAUUCGGCCACUGGUGCAGAUGUUUUGAUGGAGCAUACAAAACUACCAAGAGACAAAGCAGCAUUGGAAGAAGAGUCCGACUCGGAGGUUGAUUAUGAUUCAGCAUCUGAUCCAGAUGAAGACAGUUCAGCGCCAUCAAAACCAACAGAAUCUGCAACAAAACGACAAGCUCAAAAUCAUAAUAAUGAGACACAAAGACAUCAACCCCAUUCACGACAUCUACCAAAUUCACCUCAAAAUACACCUGAUUCAAAUCCCUUGAGACGUAGAGCAUCGGCUGAAGGUUUAUCAUUACGUGGACAGAGUCCAGAUCCAAAUCAAAUCAUUCCAUCUCCUACACCAUCUCCUAAUCAUCUUCAACAACAUCAUCGUUUACCUAACAUUAGAGCACAUGUAUCUGGACAUCAUGCAUUGGGUGUCUCUCGUAGUCCUACAGCACGUUCUAAAUCACCUAGACCAAAGACAGCUGGAGCUUAA